Prorocentrum cordatum is the source of this 1628-nucleotide messenger RNA. The record is from the annotation of a GenBank genome assembly. Lineage: Eukaryota; Dinophyceae; Prorocentrales; Prorocentraceae.
GCCCCACGGCCUGCCUCUCGGCCCCUGUGGAGCCGCAGCCACUUUGGCCCAAGGCAGGUCCGACCUCUGCUCCGGGUCCAGUCCCGCACGCGAGCUCGCUGUGUGCGUCGGGCCGUCUGCUGCCCCCCACCGAGCCAUGGGCGAGGAGGAGGUUGCCGCCCUGGUCGUGGACAACGGCAGCGGCAUGUGCAAGGCCGGCUUCGCCGGCGACGACGCGCCGCGCGCUGUGUUCCCCUCCAUUGUCGGCCGCCCGAAGAUGCCAGGAAUCAUGGUCGGCAUGGACCAGAAGGACAGCUACGUGGGCGACGAGGCCCAGAGCAAGCGCGGCGUCCUCACCCUGAAGUACCCCAUCGAGCACGGCAUCGUGACCAACUGGGACGACAUGGAGAAGAUCUGGCACCACACCUUCUACAACGAGCUCCGCGUGGCUCCAGAGGAGCACCCGGUGCUCCUCACGGAGGCGCCCCUGAACCCGAAGGCGAAUCGCGAGCGCAUGACGCAGAUCAUGUUCGAGACUUUCAACGUGCCAGCGAUGUACGUCGCAAUCCAGGCAGUGCUCUCGCUGUACGCCUCCGGCCGCACCACUGGGAUCGUCAUGGAUUCCGGCGACGGCGUGUCGCACACCGUGCCCAUCUACGAGGGCUACGCGCUGCCGCAUGCGAUCCUGCGCCUGGAUCUGGCGGGGCGGGACCUCACGGAGUACUUGAUGAAGAUCCUUACCGAGCGUGGCUACUCGUUCACCACCACGGCUGAGCGAGAGAUCGUGCGCGACGUCAAGGAGAAGCUCUGCUACAUCGCGCUCGACUUCGACACUGAGAUGAAGGCCGCCACGGAGAGCUCCGAUAAGGAGAAGACGUACGAGCUUCCCGACGGAAACAUCAUCACCGUGGGCAGCGAGCGCUUCCGCUGCCCCGAGGUCCUCUUCCAGCCCAGCUUCGUGGGCAAGGAAGCCAGCGGCAUCCACGACACGACGUUCCAGUCGAUCAUGAAGUGCGAUGUCGAUAUCCGCAAGGACUUGUAUGCCAACGUGGUGCUGUCCGGUGGCACCACGAUGUUCCCAGGCAUCGGCGAGCGUAUGACCAAGGAGCUGACAGCAUUGGCGCCAUCCACAAUGAAGAUCAAGGUCGUGGCUCCGCCAGAACGCAAGUACUCAGUGUGGAUCGGUGGGUCCAUCCUUUCCUCGCUGAGCACCUUCCAGCAGAUGUGGAUCUCCAAGGGUGAAUAUGACGAGUCGGGCCCUACAAUCGUGCACAGGAAGUGCUUCUGAGGGUUUGCCCUCAAGUGAUUUUGGGAGCCAGCCACGCUAGAAUCGUCAGACGUGUUGGAUGGAGGUUGUUCGCUUGCCUUACGCUCCAAGGUUCACGGCUGGCGCUGAUAGCGUGAAUUCGUAGUGGUUGCACUGGCGGCUGAAGUGUGCCAAGACAGCUGCUGAGGCCUCUGGCCUUCAGAGCUGUUUUUCCAGCUGCGCUUGUGCGGGCCAUGUCUUUUGCUUGCAGGUCGGCAGGCGCUCCUUGUGACAGUCUGCGCCUGGGAGGCACCGCCUGCACGGCACCCGAACGGCACGCCAUCUCGGCGGAGAGACGAAGGUCGACGCUUCGCGAGGGUCCAUAGCAACAAUUGAAAGCGCG